This is a messenger RNA of Striga hermonthica, 567 nucleotides long. Lineage: Eukaryota; Viridiplantae; Streptophyta; Magnoliopsida; Lamiales; Orobanchaceae. The record is from the annotation of a GenBank genome assembly.
AUGCCAAGUGUAUCCCAAGACGAACAAAUUGAUAUUGGUGAUGCAGAUAUGUAUGAUCGAGUGGAGGACAUGAUUAACGAUGUGGGAGCAAAGGCGUUUGAACAAGCACAUAUGAACAGAGUUUGCGAGUCUUUGUCUACUGAAGCAAAUAAGCCACUCUACAGUGGUUGUAAGAACUUCUCACGUUUGACCGCAGUAUUAAAAUUAAUCAACUUGAAGGCGACGCAUGGAUGGAGCGAUAAAAGUUUUACAGAGUUGCUACGCUUGCUUCAGAAUAUGCUUCCCGAGGAUAAUGAAUUGCCUGAUUCAAAUUAUGAGGCAAAGAAAGUAUUGUGCCCUUUAGGCUUGGGGUAUAAGAAGAUUCAUGCUUGUCCUAACGAUUGUGUUUUGUACAGAAAUGAAUAUAAAAGUCUUGAGGAGUGUCCAGUAUGCAAGGUUUCUCGUUUCAAAGAUGAAACUGAUGCUAAUUUGAGUGUUCGUGUUCGUAACAAGAGACCACCGGCGAAGGUGUUGUGGUAUCUUCCAAUAGUACCGAGAUUAAAACGCUUGUUUGCUAGUGAGACAUAG